Molecule: messenger RNA, 1482 nt
Organism: Trametes versicolor FP-101664 SS1
Lineage: Eukaryota; Fungi; Basidiomycota; Agaricomycetes; Polyporales; Polyporaceae
Product: glycoside hydrolase
Exons: 15
Coding region: 1-1482 (493 amino acids)
Biological process (GO): carbohydrate metabolic process
Cellular component (GO): extracellular region
Molecular function (GO): carbohydrate binding; chitinase activity
Source: RefSeq, a predicted model, not a curated record
AUGGCGCCCUACUGGCUUACGUCGGCCAUCUCUACCUGGUUCUUGAGCACGCUUCAAGCCGCCGCGUUCGACAACUCGCGGUCUGACAACCUCGCUGUGUACUGGGGUCAGAACUCCUAUGGUGCAACUCACCUCAGCGAUACUGCGAAUUGGCAGCAACAAAUCGGAUUCUACUGUCAAGACGACAGUAUCGAUGCGAUCCCUAUCGCAUUUUUGAACGUCUUUUCUGACACGGGCGGAUAUCCCAGCAUCAACAUCGCCAACAUCUGCAACGUUGACGACGACGGCGUCUUCACUGGGACGUCCCUCGCGAAGUGCUCGUUCCUUGCGUCCCAGAUCGAGUUCUGCCAGUCGCGCGGCAAGAUCGUGACGCUGUCGCUCGGCGGGGCAACGGGCGCGGCCAGCUUCUCGUCCGCAGCGCAGGCGCAAGCGUUCGGCGACACGAUCUGGAACCUCUUUCUCGGGGGGACGAGCAACAUUCGCCCGUUCGGUGACGCCGUGCUGGAUGGCAUCGACCUCGAUAUCGAGGGCGGCUCGACUGUCUACUUCGAUUCUUUCAUCAACCGUAUCCGGGCGCUCGCUAGCGGUGCUAGCAAGCAGUACUAUGUUACUGCUGCCCCGCAGUGCCCGUACCCGGAUGCGUAUCUCGGCACGGUUUUGAACGCGGUCGCCUUCGACGCCGUCUACGUGCAGUUCUACAACAACUGGUGCGGCCUGCAGAACUAUGACAACAUCUGGGCGUGGGAUUUCGCCUCAUGGGAUACGUGGGCGAAGACAGUGGCGGUGAACUCGAACAUGAAGGUCUACAUCGGAGCUCCCGCCUCUUCGACCGCUGCGGGCGCGGGGUACGUCGAUGCCGCGACCCUCGCGAACAUCGCACUGGAGACCCGCAGCCAGUACUCGUCGUUCGGCGGGGUCAUGCUCUGGGAUGCCUCGCAGGCAUACGGUGUGUUAAAGACGUCCCUCGAACAACCGCUUCGACACGCAGAUCAAGAACGCAAUCCGCAUCAGUACUGGAGGCUCCAGCUCGAGCAGCUCGUCGUCCUCCACACGCGCGUCGACUUCGAGCUCGCCUGCCUCGCCUUCGAGCUCGCGGGCCUCGAGCACGUCCGCGUCGACCACAAGCUCUCGCGUCUCGACCACGUCUGCGCCGUCCACGCGCUCCUCGUCUUCAAGCACGUCGCGGAGCUCCUCAAGUUCCACUCGGGCAUCUUCUACCACAUCCCGCACCCGGGCUUCUUCCACGAGCACCAGAGCAUCCACGAGCACCUUGCAGUCCUCGUCCACAUCCCGUGCGACCAGCACCUCUCGCACGUCUUCUUCUCCCGCAUCACGCAGCAGCUCUACGACUUCACUGCCAUCGCCUACGUGGGCGGCAACCAGGUCUCGUACAACGGCCACCUGUGGACGGCGAAAUGGUGGAGCUACAACGACGUUCCUGGAGGCCCUGCGGGCGUCUGGACGGACGAUGGUCCCUGCUGA